This is a messenger RNA of Raphanus sativus (radish), 730 nucleotides long. Its product is annotated as calmodulin-like protein 11. The transcript has 3 exons. The coding region runs from base 104 to 568 and encodes 154 amino acids. The record is from RefSeq and is a predicted model, not a curated record. NCBI's taxonomy places the organism in Eukaryota, Viridiplantae, Streptophyta, Magnoliopsida, Brassicales, Brassicaceae. Gene Ontology annotation, molecular function: calcium ion binding; enzyme regulator activity.
AAAGUAGAAUGAGAGUUGAAGACUUGAAGCAUUUCAAAGGUUUAUUUUUCUACUUUCUUCUCUCUUCUCUAUCUCUCGUUCUUACAAAAGCAGUUUUAUUUGGAUGGACGAAACACAACAACAACAACUGACGCAAGAACAGAUAAUGGAGUUUAAAGAGGCGUUUUGUCUGUUUGACAAAAAUGGUGAUGGUUGCAUCACUGCUGAUGAACUUGCCACUGUGAUCCGGUCGUUGGACCAGAAUCCUACCGAACAAGAACUUCAAGAUAUGAUUAAUGAGAUCGACUCUGAUGGUAACGGCACUAUCGAAUUCUCUGAGUUCCUCAACCUCAUGGCCAACAACAUCCAGGAAACUGAUGGAGAUGAGGAGCUGAAAGAAGCAUUCAAAGUGUUUGACAAAGACCAAAAUGGUUACAUCUCUGCUAGUGAGUUGAGACAUGUGAUGAUCAGUCUUGGGGAGAAGCUGACAGACGAAGAGGUUGAUCAGAUGAUAAAGGAGGCAGAUUUAGAUGGUGAUGGUCAAGUCAAUUAUGAUGAAUUUGUGAGGAUGAUGAUGCCCAGCGGUUAAUGUAUUUUACCCGUUAAUGUAUGAUCUUUAUAUAAAUUUGUUUAUCUUUUUAUCCUCUUCAGAAUACUAUAUUUCACAUUCCUAUUAAAUUAGACUACGCUAUUUGUAUUCAAUUUUUAAUUAACAUGUACGGCUGGCAAUAAUCACUAUUUCAUUUUUAUG